This is a messenger RNA of Cyprinus carpio (common carp), 2275 nucleotides long. RefSeq names its product 2-hydroxyacyl-CoA lyase 1 (gene hacl1). Gene Ontology annotation, cellular component: peroxisome. Gene Ontology annotation, molecular function: thiamine pyrophosphate binding; magnesium ion binding; catalytic activity. The record is from RefSeq and is a predicted model, not a curated record. Gene Ontology annotation, biological process: fatty acid alpha-oxidation. Lineage: Eukaryota; Metazoa; Chordata; Actinopteri; Cypriniformes; Cyprinidae.
UUUAACUACACACGAACCCCAGAAGAAGAGCAGCAGGGGGACAGAAGAGCAACAGAAGAGGAGUUUAAUAUGUGUCUCUGAGUGAAGUGAAUGUGUUGUGAAGGUGACUAUGGAUGAAGUGACUGGAGCUCAGCUGAUCGCUGAGGCGCUCAAAUCUCAGAAUGUGGAGUACAUGUUUGGUAUUGUUGGCGUUCCUAUCAUCGAAGUGGCCAUGGCUGCCCAAGCAGCGGGCAUCAAGUAUGUUGGCAUGCGCAAUGAACAAGCAGCCUGCUAUGCUGCAUCUGCUAUUGGGUAUUUGACAGGACGGCCAGCUGUGUGCCUGGUUGUGUCUGGACCUGGGCUGAUUCAUGCGCUUGGAGGAAUGGCCAAUGCUAACAUGAACUGCUGGCCUGUCAUUGUUAUUGGCGGCUCAUCUGAUAGGAACCAAGAAACCACAGGAGCGUUUCAGGAGUUUCCUCAGGUUGAAGCUUGUCGUCUGUAUAGCAAGUUUUCUGCUCGACCGAGCAGCCUUGAGAUGAUACCAGCUGUAGUUGAAAAAGCUGUAAGGAGCAGCAUUUAUGGCCGUCCAGGAGCGACCUACAUAGACAUAGCUGGAGACAUGGUGAACGCCAAAAUAGACCGGGCCAGUGUCAGGUUUGUUUCCUGCUGUCCUGCUCCUCCUGUGAGUCAGGCUGACAGCAGGGAGAUCACACAGGCUGUCAGGCUGCUCAGAGCGGCUCAGAGGCCUCUGAUCAUCAUCGGCAAAGGUGCAGCGUAUGCCAGGGCAGAGAAGGAGGUCAGGGAGCUGGUGGAGGUGACUGGGAUCCCUUUCCUUCCCACACCUAUGGGGAAAGGAGUACUGUCAGAUGACCACCCUAACUGUGUUGCUGCGGCCAGGUCCAGAGCUUUAUUGCAGGCUGAUGUUAUAGUGUUACUGGGUGCCAGACUCAACUGGAUCCUGCACUUUGGUUUUCCACCCAGAUUCAGUCCCCAUGUGAAGAUCAUUCAGGUGGAUCUCUGUGCUGAAGAGUUGAGUAAUAAUGUAAGAGCUGCAUCUGCUCUACUUGGAGACAUAGGAGCUGUGGUCAGACAGCUGUUGGAAACUGUAAGGUCCUGGAGAUUUCCUUCUGAUUCACAAUGGUGGUUGACACUGAAAGAGAAAAUGACUGCCAAUGCUCAGAUAUCAAAGAGUCUUGCUCUCCAGUCCACUCUGCCCAUGAACUACUACACAGCUUUCCACCACAUUUCUGAGCUCCUGCCCAAAGACUGCAUCAUAGUAAGCGAGGGAGCGAAUACUAUGGACAUCGGCCGCACCAUGCUGCUCAAUUACCUCCCACGACACAGGUUAGAUGCUGGUACUUUUGGCACUAUGGGAGUGGGUCCAGGAUUUGCCAUUGCAGCAGCAGUUUUGGAGCAGACGCAGAAGAGCGCUCAGAGAGUGGUGUGUAUAGAGGGAGACAGCGCCUUCGGUUUCUCUGGAAUGGAGGUGGAGACCAUGUGCAGAUAUAAACUGCCAAUCAUCAUCAUAGUAAUCAACAACAAUGGCAUCUACAGUGGAGUGGAUCCGAAGACAUGGAAAGAGAUGGAAAAGAUGGGAGACAUGACCACCAUUGCUCCUCCGGUUACGCUGCUACCAGAGGCGCAGUACGAGCAGGUGAUGAGUGCGUUUGGGGGUCGUGGGUAUCUGGUCCGAACAGUGGAGGAACUCCGCAGUGCACUACAGGAGAGUCUGGACAACACACAAAUGCCCAGUCUCCUCAACGUACUUAUAGACCCAGCCUCAGACCGCAAACAACAGGAGUUUCCCUGGCUGACACGUUCCAAUCUGUAGAGCUCAGAGAGAUAUCGGAUGAGAUCGGAUCAUGACUACAUUUUCUUUCACUGCAUUUGGUUAAUUUACUGUAGGUGACACCAUUUCCUAUAAAAAGAAAAGCUGUAUCAUUUAACAUGAUCUCAGUCGCUACUGAUUGAAAUUAAUUUCUAUAGAUUCCAGUUCUUUCUAUAAGUACCUAAAGAGAAGCUUCACUUAAAAAUAAAAGGUCCCGCGUCAUUCACCUCGUUGUUUCAAACCAUUAUGACUUCACUUUUUCUGUGGAACACUAAAGUAGAAUUUUUUUGUAAAAUUUUUAAAUGUUUGAAAUUACGUCUGUGGUUCACACAGGCUCAAAAUACAGUACUGUCCCGUUUCAUUCAUGUUUCAUAUUUUCUGCAGUAAGACUUUUUGUCGAGGUAACCCUAGUAAAAAUGUAAUGUAUUUAAAAUACAUUUAUUUCAUACUAAGCAUAGUUCAAAUCUA